UGGAGACUAGCGUUGUGCUGCAUCGUCAAAAUGAGGUUGCAAAUUAUCCGACUGAAAUUGGAGGAUGAUCCCAAUAAUAACAUUUAUUUGUAUGUGGAUAAGAAUAAAACUCUCCUUGGGAAUAAACUGAAGGUGUUGCUGGAGCUGUACAAAGAGUUUGCUGAAGCCGUGGAGUUGGUGAACCGGGAGAUUCAUGCGUCAGUUUUUAUAUGCGUCGUGUGCAGUCUACCGAAGCUUAUCUCCUACGUUUACAGCAUUUUUUUAGUAUUUGAAGGACAUGCAGUUUACAUCACAUUCGAGUUCAUAUCCGUACACGUGCUACAGGUCUGUCUGUACUUGUUCCUACCGUUCGUCGUAUCUGAGGGAUACUCUAUAGAAAUAGAGAAGAUUCAAUUGAUUCUCAUGAAUAAAUUGAUUAAAGAAACAGAUAAGUCAACAAAAGAGGACAUAGACCUAUUCCUCAGGUACAUUGAUGUGAAGAAUUUCAAAUACAAAGUGUGGAGAAUCAUGCCGCUCUCCAUCACGUUCCCUUUAGAACUAAUUAACAUCUGCACUACGUAUGUCAUUGUUUUGAUUAACUUUACGCAUUUGUAUGACUAA
This is a messenger RNA of Plutella xylostella (diamondback moth), 600 nucleotides long. RefSeq lists its product as uncharacterized. Gene Ontology annotation, cellular component: membrane. The record is from RefSeq and is a predicted model, not a curated record. Lineage: Eukaryota; Metazoa; Arthropoda; Insecta; Lepidoptera; Plutellidae. Gene Ontology annotation, biological process: sensory perception of taste.